GCCAUGGCUGCCAUCAGACUGAUGGAGUACGUUGUGCUAUGUAUCGUCCAGAACCUGCCGAUGGUCGGUGAUGAGCUGGAUGAUGCCACGCGCGAGCAAAUGCAACAGCGUGAGGUGUUUCUCAAUGAGAAGAUGGCUCAGCUGCUGCAGGGGGUGGAGGCGACCAGCCUGGGGAGGAGCAAAGAGAGUCCCAGAAAAGAGCCAGACAAGGAAGAGCCAGAAGAAGAAGAAGAAGCCUCUGUUGCACUGGAUGUGGGCAGAGUCUCGGACAAGCUUCUCCUGGACCUGCCACAACAGUUGACGAUGGAGGAGCACCUGGUGCAUGAACUUCUCCGUAUCUGUCAAGAACUUUGCAGGAAUAGUUUCAUGCCACGGCUGAAGCUGGCCAUCAGGGUGGUCAGUGCCUUUGAAGGUUGGAGUCCCCGUGAGGAUGCUGCUGUCCACCAUCUGCUCGUGGUCCUGAAGCCCCCUCCUGGGCACGCCUUCCACCUGGAGCUGGGCACUGCAGAGGAGAUGCCAGCGAGGAACUCCAGAGUCCGCGUGGAGCUGGAGUGCAUCUGCACGAGGGAGCGGCUGGUGAAGAACAUGCUGUGCUUCCUCCACCACCCCGAGGAGGAGCUGAGGAGAAAUCAGGCUGCCAGCCUCCUACAGACCCUCUGCACCGGCCCCUACCUGGACAUGGAGAAAACUGUCUCCUGGUUCCAGACGUUGGUACAAGCAGCCUGGGUGCAUCUGCCUCAGGCCCAACACUUGUUUCUGACAUUGCUGCCCUCCAGGCACUCCUGCAAGCUCCGCCUGGCGAACACAUCCGAUGGUCGUAUCUGCCUGAUUGAGAUGAUCCUUGGGGUGCAGCAAGGUGACUCGGACACCUUCCUGAGCAUCGAGGAUGCAGAGGCCAGUGUUAGCAGCAGCAGGAGGUGA
Molecule: messenger RNA, 921 nt
Organism: Antrostomus carolinensis (chuck-will's-widow)
Lineage: Eukaryota; Metazoa; Chordata; Aves; Caprimulgiformes; Caprimulgidae
Product: inositol 1,4,5-trisphosphate receptor-interacting protein-like 1
Exons: 2
Cellular component (GO): membrane
Source: RefSeq, a predicted model, not a curated record